CUUAUAAUAAACUGCUUAGUGCUCAAGAUAAAGAUACUAUACCAGCUGCAGAGAUUCAAGAUGAAGCACUCUGGUUCAUGAAGUUGACUUGGAACAUGGCACUUCAGUCCAAGGGUGAUCCUUUCUGCAUGAAGGAGUUCUUUAAUCUCUGCUUCCAGCUAUUGUCACUGUGUGCUGCUGAUGUUGAGAACUACAGUAGACAUCAGAAUUGCCUGCUGAUGUCCUGUGCUGCAUGUCUACAGCUGGCAAGGCAAACCAAGGACCAGAAUACGUUGCAAAGUCUGCUAGAAGAAGUGUUGAUACAUGUAGAGGAAUACAGGCAAGCUGAGAAAAGCAAUCAGAACACUGUAUGGGCUCAAGAAGCAUCAUCUUCAGCAGACAUGUUUUUGCUAAUAUAUGAGUUCGAAGCGCUCACAAAACUAAAGGACCAGAGAUCAGAAUUAGUUCUAGAAAGAGCCUUUUCACUGCCCAUUCUGGAUCCAAAACUAUUUCACACUCUUGCAGCUCUGGCUGUUGAUCCUCCAGCUAACAACAGAAGAUUAAGUAUGAGAGCUCUGAAGGUUGCUAUCAGACAGCACUUACAAAUGGACAGUCCAGAUUUUAUCAGAUGCAGUGCUGAUGUACGGAACCUUAUUGAACUGUCGAUGAGUGGAAAUGAAGAUGAAGCUCUAGGAUAUUUCAAAGAAACUUUUGAGAUGAUUGAGCGAAGAGCUAAGGAAAAAUAUCCUGAGAUUGAAAUUCUGUGGUUGAUGACAAAAUCAUGGAAUUAUGGCUUGCAUCUCUACAAUUGUGGUAAAUUUCAAGAGUCAGAACAGUGGUGUGGAAUGAGUAUGCGGUUUCUCAAAUACCUGUCUUCUGUUAAAGAUGAUUAUGAAGAACAGAUGAUGUCACUGUACCAGGAGAUCAUGAACUGUCUUGACAAGCAAUCAGUUCUGACAAGUGUUAGUAAAUAG
Candidula unifasciata is the source of this 953-nucleotide messenger RNA. NCBI's taxonomy places the organism in Eukaryota, Metazoa, Mollusca, Gastropoda, Stylommatophora, Geomitridae. The record is from the annotation of a GenBank genome assembly.